Molecule: messenger RNA, 2274 nt
Organism: Closterium sp. Naga37s-1
Lineage: Eukaryota; Viridiplantae; Streptophyta; Zygnematophyceae; Desmidiales; Closteriaceae
Source: the annotation of a GenBank genome assembly
AUGCGCCCCUCCAUGCGCCCCUCCAUGCGCCCCUCCAUGCUCCCCUCCAUGCGCCCCUCCAUGCGCCCCUCCAUGCCCUGCAGCUAUCUGGCCAACAACCGUCUGAGUGGCAGUCUGCCGUCUGCCAUCAGUCGCUUGGAGAAUCUCCAACAGAUUCGUGAGGAGCGUGUUGCGCAGCAGGGGAGGCAAGGGGAUGUGCAUGGCAGCAGCGUAGUGGGGCAUGAGGGGGGCAGCCUGGCGUUGCCUCAGUGUAGUGGCUCUUCCCCAAGCUUGCAUUCUCUCGCUCCCUCUUUCCCGCACCCACCCCCCCACUUCACGUGCACCCUUCCAUGUUGUGUUGAGCGGUUCACUUGUCUUCUGGGACACGCGAGGAUCUUGAUUAUCCCACCCCAUGCCUACAUGUGUGCCAAGCUGUCCGCCCUGCCGAACCCACCCAUGUUCUCUGCCUUCUGCCGUGCCCUAUUGCACUCUGCUGCUCUCAUGCCCCUACUUCUGUUCCCCCCUGCCCCCCGCAGCUGGCUGGACAACAACAGCAUUGAGGGCCCUCUGCCAUCCGCCAUCUGCUCGCUGCCCUGGCUGUGGCGCAUGUGGGCCUCUCAGCUCGCUAUAGCAAGCCUUUCUUCUAGCACCUGCGCCUGUCGUGUGACCCCCCCUUCUCCCCUUCCCCCCCUUCCCGCCCCCUUCCCUCCCCCCCCCCCCCCUCCCUUCUUCCGCCCCUCAACCCUGCAGCGACGGGAGCAGCAACAGCCUGUAUGGGUACGGGAGCCGCACCUUCAACAGCACGGUGGCGGGCAGCGAGGCGCUCAUGAACUAGGCUCACGGAUCAAAGGGCCAAGCACCAACCUGUGUCACCCUUCCCCCCCUGCUCCCCGCAGCGAUGUGAGCAACAACAGCCUGUACGGGCGCAUCAACCGCAACUUCAACAGCAUUGUGGCGGACGGCGACGCGCUCAUCAACCUCGCACACAACUUCUUCUACGGAGACGCCGUGCUCUUUGCCGAUGGCUGCCAGGUGUGCCCCGAGGAGAUCCCCCAGCGCAACCAACUGCAGCUCAGCGACAGCAGCUUGGGGGUGGCAGGGAAGUGCAGCGAUGCCGGCUUCUCUGCCCAGCGAGACCACUCGGUGGCGGGGGCAGGCAAGGGCGCCAGGGGGAGUCUCGCAGACAAUUGUCUGACGCUCAAAUCGGACAAAAAGUGCCCGUCGAACGCCACCCAGCGCAGCACGGCAGCCUGCCAGGCGUUCUGCAGCAUCACGGACAACGGCCCGUGUGACGGCCAUGGGGCGUGCGUGCCGCCUGCACCGGCCGCCCAGGCCAACUUCACAUGCAUGUGCGACGCCGGGUACUCCUCCGUGGACCUGGGCAAUGGCUCCACCUGCGCCAUACUCAACUCCACCACCACUGCUGGUGAGGCACCCUCACACAUGCAUGCACAGCCAUGUGGAGACUGGAGCCCAUGCUGUGCUCACAUCCUCCCCCUUCCUGCCCUUCCUGCCCUUCCUGCCCUUCCUGCCCUUCCUGCCCUUCCUGCCCUUCCUGCCCAUAGCGCAUCUCCAACUCCAUCUCCUCCAUUCCCCCCUCUUUUCCCCAUCCCCCCUGCUCUUUCCUUGGCAGUGUCGUCGCUGUCAACGGGUGCCAUCGUGGGCAUUGCUGUGGGGUGCUUUUCCGGGUUCAUUCUGCUCACUGCUGUGCUUGCCAGGCUACUGUGGCCCCGUCGACAAAGUAAGACUGCCACCAAUGCUCACAUGUCAUCCAUCCCAUUCUUGCACCUCUUUCCAGUCGCCUUGCCCCCCUCCCCCCCAUCGCACCCCCCGCCCCUCCUGCCUCCAUGCCUGCACUACAGCUCACCCACCUCUGCUCCCCUGCUCUGCCCACUCGCUCAAACCCCCCUUGAAACGCGUGUUGCUGCAUGGCCUCCCACCAAUUCACCCCUCCUCACCGUGCUGUGUUGGGGCACAGGGAAGUGGGAGGGGCUGGACCUGUGCGAGCAGUUCUCACUGCAGCAGCUGGUGAAGGCCACAGACAACUGGGCGCCUGAGAACGUGCGAGCCAUGGCAACGCUGCACCAUGUGAAUCUGGUGCGCCUGCUGGGCUUCUGCCAGGACCAGAACGUGGAGACGGGCAAGCAGGAGCAGAUCCUCGUGUGCGAGUUCGUGGCCAACCGAGACCUGCACCACCACAUCUACAAGACCAAGAGUCACUUCGGCAUUGUGCUUCUGGAGUUGCUGAGUGGAACGCCACCCAGCUCUCACCAUCGAACCCGUAUCAUUAUCUGG